AUGGAAGUAGGAGCUCCGCAAGGUUCAAUUCUUGCUGCAACACUAUUUAGACUUCAAAUACAUUUCUUACCAUCAAUAUUUCAACAAGAAGCAGCACAUCUCUUUGCAGAGGUCAAGAAAGGUGAGCUCCACAUAAUUCAGUUUGAAAUAGAAAAGCCCAUAGACUCCACCUGGAAUGCUAGUAGCAUCACCUGGGAUGCUAGUAGCAUCACCUGGGAUGCUAGAGGCAUCGCCUGGGAUAGUAGUGGUGUGCCAGGUGACCCUCCUAGCAUUCCAGGUGAUGCUGCUAGCAUCCCAGGUGAUGCUACUAGCAUCCUAGAUGAUGCUACUAGCAUCCCAGGUGAAGCCCCUAGCAUCCCAGGUGAUGCUACUAGCAUCCUAGAUGAUGCUACUAGAAUCCCAGUUGAAGCCCCUAGCAUCCCAGGUGAAGCCCCUAGCAUCCCAGGUGAUGCUACUGGCAUCCCAGGCGAUGCCCCUAGCAUCCCAGGUGAUGCUACUCGCAUCCCAGGUGAUGCUACUGGCAUCCCAGGUGAUGCCGCUAACAUCCCAGAUGAAGGCCCUAGCAUCCCAGGCAAUGCCUCUAGCAUCCCAGGCGAUGCCUCUAGCAUCCCAGGCGAUGCCUCUAGCAUGCCAGGUAUUCCCUCUAGCAUCACAGGCAAUGCAUCUGUUAAUCAUCAGAUACAACUCGACCUAGUACUGUCAGUCAAAUAGGGCCGUACUGCUUUAAACCGAAAAACAUGGACUGUAUUUUAUGGUAAAACGUGGAUGGGAAGUGAGCUCCAAAUUUGGAGUUUACGCAGUUUGGAGCUCACUUUUCUUGACCCUUUGCAGAUGAUCUAGCAUUACUUUUUUCAGGAUCAUUAGAGAAGAAAUUCUCCGUUAACAUAACUGAACUAGAAGAAAGAGCAAACAAUACAUUGAAAAAUCUUGAAAAAUAUGCAGACGAUAUACUCCUACCUGUUAAUGUCGAAAAAACAAAGGGACUACUUGUACAUAAUAUCGUGUCACCGAGUUAUCCUAAAAUAAAAUAUAAAAAUACAAAAAUAGCUUAUGUAAAAGAAUUCGAAUAUUUAGGCGUGAGAAUAACCUCAAAACUAGGCUGGGGAAAAUAUAUAGAAUAAAAAACUAAAAAAGAUAAGAACAACAUAUAAAGCUAUGAAAUUACUAUUCAAUACGAUUCCAAAGAAAGAACUAACUACGCGAAGAAAAUUUUUUUUUGCUUUUUCUCUCCCUCACUUCAUAUGGCUAUUCCCAACGUGGUUUUUCUUUACUGACAGACAACAACAAAAUAUAAGUGAAACUUUCACUUACGGAAUAAAAAUCGUUUACGGAUUGUUAUGGUGGGAUAAUUUGACUACUCAAAUAAUUAGUAGAGAAAAAACGUUAUAUGAUUAUGUAUACAAAUAUUGGUCACGGUUCUCGAUUCAUUUAGAUCAAUCCCUUGAAGCUACUCAAUAUCAGCAUACAUGGACCGCGUUUACUAUUGCUAAAGAUAGUAAAACUUGGUAUAAAUUUCUUGGAUUUAGAAAAAAUAAUAAAUUUUUAAAAAGACUAUGGCCCCGAACAGACCGAACAAAAUAAAACUGAAUUAACCAAUGAGACGAUUAGAAACGAUAAAACAGAAAUAAGUCAUCUUUGGGGUCAAACACACUACAGAAGUGACUUAACUUAAGACAAAUUUAAGCAACGUGAUUGGUUAAUUUAUACUUAAGUCAUCUCAAAAAGAUGACUUAAGUCUGAAUUAAGUAAUGUGAUUGGUUAAUUCAGUCUUAAGUUAAGGCUAUGAACACACUAGACGAAGUGAUUUAACUUAAAUCAGAAUUGCGUAAGUUGAUUGGUUAAUUCAUAUUUAAAUCAUCUUUUCGAGACGAUUUAAAUAUGAAUUAACCAAUCAACUUACGCAAUUCUGAUUUAAGUUAAAUCACUUCGUCUAGUGUGAACAUAGCCUAAGACAGUUGUCUCUAGUGUGUUCGACCCCUUUUCGAGACGAUUUAUCUUAAUUCAACUUUUAAUGCGCCAAUCAUUCAAUAGCAUGAUUGAACAAUGAAAGAUAUAUGAAUAGAUAGAUAGAGAAUAGAUGUGAUGUCGCUGGAAAAAAUUAAUUAUUAUAAAAUAGUACUAGUUUCGUUUGAUAUUCAAUAGAUUAUGACUUUUCAAAGUGUUAUCGAUCUAACAAAUAAAAAUGUUUUUUUUUACAACUAAAAACUUCAUAAAAUUGAUUUAUUUUCGCUACAUUGUAGAGGAUGUUCUCAAUUUUCAUUAGUGGAUUAUCUAUUGUGUGUGGACGCGCGCUGACUUAAAACAAAAAUUAAAUCGCUCUAUUUUUGGUCUGUUCGGGGCCUAUCCGAAAGGGUAAAACAUACUAAAGAUGACUGGUUAAGGUUUGAAGCCAAUCAUAAACCUCAGCAUGAGUAUUUCAAAAAAUCUACAUUAUAUUUAAAUUUAUUUAUUUAUAAAUAUUUCUUACUUAAUUAAUAAUUAAGAAUAAAAUACAAGAAGUAGUAAAAGUUGUGUUUUAGAAAUAGAUGUCUCUAACUCAUAGCAUAUUCGAUCCUUUUUUUCAAAAAAAUUGUUAAACCUACAUUAUAUGUUCCUUCACUUAAUCAUAUACAAUAUUCUUUUCCUCUUCAUUUAUCUUAUAAACUAUAUUAUGUAAUACACUGUAAAAAAAAAAAGGUACUUUACCGAACCUUAAAAAAAGGUUCGGUAGAUG
Molecule: messenger RNA, 2713 nt
Organism: Rotaria sp. Silwood1
Lineage: Eukaryota; Metazoa; Rotifera; Eurotatoria; Philodinida; Philodinidae
Source: the annotation of a GenBank genome assembly